Thunnus maccoyii (southern bluefin tuna) is the source of this 6876-nucleotide messenger RNA. It is a transcript of the gene nfasca, whose product is annotated as neurofascin homolog (chicken) a. Gene Ontology annotation, biological process: brain development; cell-cell adhesion. The transcript is spliced from 36 exons. Gene Ontology annotation, molecular function: cell-cell adhesion mediator activity. NCBI's taxonomy places the organism in Eukaryota, Metazoa, Chordata, Actinopteri, Scombriformes, Scombridae. The record is from RefSeq and is a predicted model, not a curated record. Bases 1232 to 5338 code for a protein of 1368 amino acids.
UUUCUCACUCCGUUUCUGCAAUGGUCUGAGCCACAGACUGUAUGUUUAUGGUUUUGUCAUGUAGCAUUAGCUACUGCAACUGUAACACUACCUGUAGCCUAGCAGUGUGGGAAGCAGGGAAACAGGUUUCCUAUUAGAAGGCCCAGCUUUUUGUGUGGUGACAGUGACAGGCUGCUUAUACGGGCCAAAAAACAAACAAACCCAAAAAACAAUUGAUACUAUGCUUGCUCACAUUGGUUGCUAGAAAACAGCUAACUGUGCUAAUUUAGUGACAAACUGUAUAUUUAGCCAUAUUUUUGCAUGUGCUUUGAUACAGUGAGCACAGCUACGAAUGGAUAGAGAGUUAAAAAAUGUUUUCAUGCUUUAUAAACGAUUAAACUGAGUCUUCAAUAGAUCCAAGCUGACAGUUGCUAACUAGCAAGCCAGAAACUUCUCAGAGCCAUCUUUCAUCUGGGGAAUCGUGGUUCUUGUCAGACCCGUCACCUCCACCGCCUGCCCGCCAACCCCUGGUGACGUGUGGAGUAUGUGCACGCGACAACACACCGGAGACGCGCGCUCGCGGACCAGAGAGAGACCAGCUGAGCAGCUGAGGGAGGGAGGAGUGCAGAGUCCAUGAGAGAGAGGAGAGAGAGAGAGAGAGAGAGAGAGAGAAGGAGAGAGAGAGAACGAGAGAGAGAGAGAGACCAGCACCGCAUUGACAGGAAACACGGAGUCAGAGCUCCGGUGAAGCCGACAGUACGGAGGAGGUGGAUAGUUUCUAAUGCCGCUGCAGAGCUGACGGUGCCCGGUGCAGCAGCGGCCAGAGGAGCAGCACAGGCUGAGCGUCAGGCUGAGUCAGAGCUGAGCAGCGAGUUCCCAUCUUGAACAGUUUCCCAGCAAGCAUUUAGAAAACCACUUGUUCUGCCUGAACUGCCUUUGCUGGGAAAUACUUAAUGGUAAACCGUGUCUCUCCCUGCUGCAGUCCCAUCUCAGUCUUCUUCCAAAGAACUGACAUACAUGGAGUCUGGCUGGAUUGAUAGAGAUGGAGAUACAACACACUCAGCCAGCACUGCUUGUUACCUGGACGCAAGAGCUGCACUGAGAGAGGUCUGCUAAGCGGUUACGGCAGAGUGGGUAGACAGGCAAAAGAUAAGUGUGCACAUCAGUGAAGGUCCUCGGGGCGGCUGUCAGGAGAAGCAUCUAGCCAGUCAGGAGAGGUGAGGGGUGACGCCGGCCAAUCGGAGGGGGAGAGAUGUUGGGGCAGGGCGGGCAUGCGGCCCUGGCUCUCAUGUCAUUACUGAUACUACUGUGGCACGAGGCAGCACCCAUCGAAGUCCCACAAGACCCAAAGAUCCUGCAAGACUUGAAGCAGCCCCCCACUAUAGUGAAGCAGUCAGUGAAGGACUACAUUGUUGACCCCAGAGAUAACAUCAUCAUUGAAUGUGAGGCCAAGGCCAACCCUGUGCCAACGUUCUCAUGGCGAAGGAACGGGAAGUUUUUCAACAUCGGGAAAGAUCCUCGGGUGACGAUGCGGAAACGCUCCGGAACCCUAGAGAUCGGUUUCCGCAGCGGAGGACGACCAGAGGACUAUGAGGGAGAAUAUCAGUGUUUCGCCACCAAUGAACAUGGAGUGGCUAUUUCCAACAAAAUCCUGCUGCGCGUCUCCAAGGCUCCUCUGUGGCCUAAGGAGGUGCUGGAGCCAGUGACAGUGACUGAAGGCCACCCGCUGGUCCUGCCCUGCAACCCCCCACCAGGCCUGCCUCCUCCAUUCACCUUCUGGAUGAACAGCGGUAUGUCUCCAAUCCCUCAGGAUAAGAGAGUAUCCAUGGGUCUAAAUGGAGACCUGUACUUUUCCAAUGUUUUGGCCCAAGAUGCCCAGACUGACUACAGCUGCAACGCUCGCUUCCUCUUCACACACACCAUCCAGCAGAAGAACCCUUUCACACUCAAAGUUCAGACCAAGGAGCCGUAUAACGACACAUCUUACAAUGCCACUGACCCCUACGGUGGCCGUAAAGUAGCUGAGUCCACACCGACCUUCCUCUCACCGUCAGGGAGUGAGAGCUCCAAAAUGGUGCUACGAGACGAGCAACUGCUGCUGGAGUGUAUCGCUGCUGGACUUCCCACACCUACCAUCAAGUGGUUUAAGAAGGGCGGAGACCUGCCAGGAAGGAAAGUGAAGUUUGAGAACUACAACAAGACCCUGAAAAUUAUCAACGUGUCAGAGGAGGAUGCUGGGGAGUAUGUAUGCAUGGCCAACAAUCAUUUAGGCAGCAUACGCCACUCCAUCUUUGUUCAGGUCAAAGCGGCUCCUUACUGGCUGGACAAACCAACAAACCUGGUGCUAGCCCCGGAUGAGAAUGGGCGCCUUGUGUGCCGGGCCAAUGGCAACCCUAAACCUAACAUCCAGUGGCUGGUCAAUGGCCAACCUAUUAACAACUCUCUGCCCAACCCGAGCCGUCAGAUGAUGGGUGACACCAUCAUCUUCCGCUCAGUGCAGAUGGGAAGCAGUGCUGUCUACCAGUGCAACGCCUCCAACCAGCAUGGUUAUCUGCUGGCCAACGCCUUCGUCAGCGUCCUUGACAUGCCUCCAAGGAUGCUGGGCCCUAAAAACCAGCUGAUUAAAGUCAUUGAGAACAACAGAACCUUCCUGGACUGUCCCUUCUUCGGUUCCCCUCUGCCAGAGUUACGCUGGUUUAAGAAUGGACAGGGCAGUGGCCUGGACGGUGGUCAGUACCGUGUUUACAUCAACGGCUCUCUGGAGAUCAAACGGGCCCGAGCAGAGGAUGAGGGCACUUACACCUGUGUGGCCAACAGCAUCAUGGGCACGGCCGAGAACCAGGUCCGCCUGGAGGUCAAAGAGCCCACUCGUAUAGUUCGAGCCCCUGAGCACCAGUCAACCAUCAGAGGCUCCAUGGCUCGCUUCGACUGUAAGGUGAAGUCUGAUCCCAGCCUACCCAUCACCGUGGCUUGGAUGAAGGAUGACAAGCCUCUCUAUCUGGGAUGGAGGAUAAAGAAGGACGAGGAGUCACUGACCAUCCCCAAUGUCAACGAGGGUGACGAGGGAACGUACACCUGUACUGUUAAAUCUGAGAUAGACCAGGACUCAGCUUCAGCCCGCCUCACUGUGUUAGAGGAAGCCUCCCUCAACCCCUCAGUCUCUAGUGCCUUGCCUCCAGACCGUCCAGACCCUCCCAUGGAUCUGGAUCUGUCAGACCCAGCAGCCCGCAGCGUUCGCCUCACCUGGAUUCCUGGAAACGACCACAGGAGCCCCAUCACACAGUUCUUGGUCCAGUUUGAGGAGGACCACUGGGACCCGGGUAGAUGGCAGGACCUAUCCACUUACCCCGGGGACCUCAACUCUGUCAUCCUGCAGCUUGCUCCCUUCGUCAACUACCAGUUCAGAGUCAUUGCCAUCAAUGCAGUGGGCCAGAGUCAGCCCAGCCGCCCCUCACCACGAUACAAGACCAGCGGAGCUGCCCCAGAUGCCAUACCCAGAGGUCUACGAGGAUGGGGCUCCAAGAAGGACAACAUGGAGAUCAGUUGGGAGCCCCUGCUUGAUCUGGAGAGAAAUGGCCCGAACCUGCACUACAGUGUGUGGUGGAGACGGAAGGAUUCAGGGGAGGAGUGGAAUAACGUGACCACGGUGGGGUCCAAACAUGUCGUCCAAAACACAGAAACAUAUGUGCCUUAUGAGAUCAAAAUCCAGGCCAGGAAUGAGUUUGGAUCAGGACCUGAGUCUAAUAUGGUCGUUGGAUACUCUGGAGAGGACAAGCCCACCGACCCUCCCACUGAACUGCGGGUGUUAAAGGUGGACAGCACCAAAGCGAACAUCCAGUGGAAACCUGUGGACCUUAACUCUGUCCAGGGAGAGUUCAAGGAGUACAGACUGUACUACUGGCGCGAGUCCAGUCAGGUUCCGGGUCUGGUGGUCAGUAAGGAGAACAAGACCAAAGGUUUCUACAGCACUGUGGCUGAGCCGUCUGGCAUCCUCAGCAACCUGGUGCCCUACUCGCGAUACAAGAUGCUCAUGGUUGUGGCCAACAACGGCUACGAGGGUCCACCCAGCAACACGGUGGACUUCACCACUAAGGAGGGAGUGCCGGAUGCUCCCAGGUCCUUCAGGAUUAAUCGGAGGAGUUUUGAUACUCUCCACCUAGAAUGGGACAAACCUCUGGAGCCCAAUGGCAUUCUGAUUGGAUACCAGCUCAAGUACCAAACAGUCAAUGGUUCCAGGGUGGGUCGUCCCCAGCUGGAGACUUUCCUUCCUAACAUGACAGAGUUCACCCUUCGUCUGCAAGACCGAUCUACCCGCUACAAGUUCUACCUCUCAGCGCUCACCCAGGUGGGAGCAGGGGAGGUCUUUGCUGAGGAGUCCCCACACUUUGCCAACGAGGAAAACUUUACUGAUGCUACAGGUCUAGUUGAGCUUACCGACGCCUCUGUGGCUUCAGCUCUCACUCCUACUCCUCCUCCUAUUGCUCCUCUUCCUCCUACUACCAUCGCUCCUACAACCAUUAGUACCUCAACUACUACCACUCCUACAACAACGACUCCUACCACUACUACUACUACCACCACCACCACCACUACAACUGAGGCGACCACUACUACUACACCUCCUGUGCUGAUCUCCCACAAGCAUACCGACAAUGUGUUGGUGGUCCCUGGGCGGGAGAUCUGGAAUCUGACGGUGGAGCCUAACAGUAACUACACUAAUGUCAGCUGGAGACACAACUUCCCGGCCGACAGCAGCGAGUUUGUGCUAGAGUUCACACUGGACAGCAACAAGACGAUGAAAAUUGUACCAGUGAAAGAGCCCCCCAUUACAGUGACGGAUCUGAUCGCAGGCGCCAAGUACCAUCUGAGGGUUUACUCCCAUGAGCUCAACAGCGUCAGCAGCAAAUCUAUCACCUUUAAGACCAAAACAGCCUACAUAGACCAGGUAGACAUAGCCACUCAAGGCUGGUUCAUCGGCUUGAUGUGUGCCAUCGCUCUCAUCAUACUGAUCCUUCUUAUCGUCUGCUUCAUCAAGAGGAGUCGCGGGGGCAAAUACCCAGUCCGUGAUAAAAAAGAUCUCCCAUUGGACCCUGUGGAUCAGAAAGACCAGGAUGGAUCCUUUGAUUACCACAGCGAUGAAGACAACAAGCCUCUGCAGGACAGCCAGACAUCGCUGGAGGGCAACGUGAAGGAAAGCGACGACAGCCUGGUGGACUACGGCGAAGGCGGUGAUGGGCAGUUCAACGAGGAUGGCUCUUUCAUCGGCCAGUACACGGUGAAGAAGGACAAGGACGAGACGGAGGGCAACGAGAGCUCCGAGGCCACCUCACCCGUCAACGCCAUCUACUCACUGGCGUAGCGCUGUAGCGGCACAUCGGGGACUCAGUGGCACCCUCUGAUCUGAGGGCGUUAUGACAAACCACGACACCAUACACCAGACACAAACACACACACAUGAAUAUAUUAAUAUAUGAAUAUAUGAAACAAAUUAAACAGAAGAAUCACAGCAGGGCCAGUCUGGAGACUAUGUAGGCUUUCCUCUGCAGAUAAGCUGGAGGAAUACAGGAGUGGCACUAGACCACAAGCCUUUAUUUUACGUUUCCAGCUCUAAGAAAUUGGCCCUUCGGAGGUGACAUUUGGACAAAGUGGACAAGUGCUCGUUUUCCUGUGCGCUCUGCCUGCCCUUUACCCACACAGACUUGACGUGUGCCUUUGGGGCAGCUUUCAGCAUUUGGAGGCAUCAACAAGCAUUCUUUAGAGAUUUUUCUUUGGUUCAUUUCUGCUCUGAACAUUUUCAGUGUCUCUGCUCUCCUCCCUGAUUGGCCCCUCAUACCUCUGUGUAGCAUCCCGGUAAAGUAGACACAGAGGUUACACACACACACACACUCACACACUAGCCCCGUCCUGUAACAUAUCAGCUUCUAAACAUCAAACUCAACAGGAUGCUGGCAGAUAUGUUUAUCAUAUUGAUAUUUACGCAAUGAAAGAUUUUAGUUUUUCCACAGCUGGUAGAUGAGUCAUUGAAUCUUAAUGAAUGCUGUAUACAGUCCUGGCACACAUUUUAGUGCCCUGCAAAACUAUGCACUAUCACCUCCUCCAUACCAUUUUGGGUUUAAUCUGGUUAGGAAAGUACACAUUUUGGGUUUCCUUUUUUGUCACUCGCAGGCUAAAUCACAUGCUUUUAUUCACUUUGCCUUUUAUGAUGUGGUAGACGUGUUUUUCUUACCUCUAAUCCAAUGUUGUAGUGCAGAUGCUCAAAAUGGCCGACACAAGAAAAGCCAUUUCUGCCACAAGCAGCAAGCGCUGCUACAGUAUGUUGUAUGAAUCCCAUUUUUUAAAAAGACUAAGUAUAAAUAUUUUUUUUGGAGCAUGUAGUAAUUUAGUGAAAGAGACAUGAGAAGGCAAAAGAAAGGAAAGUCAGUUUUGCUUGAGAAACACCAGUAGAUCAGAACCCAGUGAAUUCCCUAGGUUGCAUGCAGGCUAAUGCUGCAUUCAUGUCAAAGGGAACAACUGUCAGUUGACAGUUAAAAUAAUGAAAAUUGUAAUUGUUCGGAGCUGUAAAGCUUCCAUGAUUCUGUUUGUCUGGUGACAUAGGUUUCUCAUUUGGUACACACAUAAAUAGGUGAGUGGUACUUUUAAAAGUAUGUUUUAUACCAAACCAAACAUUGCUACGUCAAUCCAACAUGGUGAUCACAUAAUCACUGUAUAUAUUAUUCUACCACUUUCCUACAGUCAUGUUCUUAUUGGUGACACCAGAUAAACUCCAAACUCUUCAACGAUGUUUUCAUCUUGUAAUAUAACGUCUAUGUUCUCUCCUGUAGGACAUGAAUGCAGCAUGAGAGGCUGGAAUCCUUAAAGGGAUAGUUCAGAUUUUUUGAAGUGAGGUUGUAUGAGGUA